Molecule: messenger RNA, 1035 nt
Organism: Aspergillus ibericus CBS 121593
Lineage: Eukaryota; Fungi; Ascomycota; Eurotiomycetes; Eurotiales; Aspergillaceae
Exons: 2
Coding region: 237-920 (227 amino acids)
Source: RefSeq, a predicted model, not a curated record
GUAACAGCCCAAGGUCCUCCCACGCCAGGGAAUGACUGAAGGUUUGAAGUUGGGCUCAACAGUUGCUAUAUGCCCUUUGGAUACAAAUACACCCCCUCGCCCAGCAUGAGCUUCUGGCGAGCGUACCCUCCUUUGAGCGUCGGAAUCAUCGACUGUGUUCUCAAGCAUAAUCAAUUUUGUCCAUCCUUCACGUUACCGAGGUCAGUCACAUAGAAUUUUGCUUCAUAUUGCUAUUGAUGAUAACCAGUCUCCCAACGAUGCCGGCCGACCGUCUUGCCCACAGUCCAACAUCCACCCUCACUACCCACCCUGGCAAUGCAAGUAACAGCAGGCAAUACCAUAGCCCCGAUUUAUCCGGGCAGCGCUACCGCUACGUCCAGUUACCGAACACAGGCCCUCCCCGAUCUGAAGCUGCUCCCACCUGUUAUCCUAUCUGGAGCUACUAUCCCGAUUCAAGUGUUCCCCAAGCCAUUUACCAGAUAUCAGAGUACAACGGGACGUCGCUGGAGCCUGAUGAGAGGCCACAAAGCUAUCCCACCGAUGGAAUCCAUGAGGAAAUCGCUACAGCACACAACAGACAUCCGUCUGAAGGCCAUCACCGACAUCAUCCAUACAGGGUUUAUUUAGACAAUUACGCAGAAAACACCUCGGAUGCAAUAUCUCGUGAACACACAAGCACCUCCCAUACAGCAAACCGCAGAGCCUCAACACUGACGUGCGGAUGGAACGGCUGCACCUAUAUCCGACCAUUCAAUCGACCAGCAGAUCUAUUACGACACAUCAAGAACAUCCAUGUGUCUCCUCAGUCGUAUCCGUGCUGGGUCCCCGGGUGCCAUCGGAUUUUCAACCGCAAGGAUAAUUUAGUGGAGCAUCUAUGCCGGUUUCAUCACCUGCAGAGGGAAUACCCUGGGCGCAGCUGAUUCUCAGUGAAGUUGUUUGGUUUUGCUCAUUGUUCCAAUUUCAGAUGCAUAGCGCCAAUCACCUAUGUCAAUGUUUCGUUUUUGGUUCUCUUGUUCUUGCCCAUGUCCUUCGAAC